Messenger RNA from Colletotrichum spaethianum, 642 nucleotides. RefSeq names its product N-glycosidase R617. The record is from RefSeq and is a predicted model, not a curated record. The coding region runs from base 1 to 642 and encodes 213 amino acids. The transcript has a single exon. NCBI's taxonomy places the organism in Eukaryota, Fungi, Ascomycota, Sordariomycetes, Glomerellales, Glomerellaceae.
AUGGACAUAUCGCCAAUAUUUUUCUGGCGCGAAACCGGCCAAGAAGGCUACCUCUCUCAAUGGUGGACCAAAGACCCCUUUACCUCUCCGUCCUCACCCGCAUCACCGCCCAUCACCUUCAAGACGGCAGAGCACUACAUGAUGCACGACAAGGCCCUUCUCUUCUCCGACGCAGACGUCGCGCUCUCCGUUCUAAAAGCAGACCACCCGCGCAAAGUCAAGACGCUCGGCCGCAAGGUCAAGGGCUUCGACGAGGCGUUGUGGAACGCCAACAGGGAGCGUAUUGUCCGAGAAGGAAACCUACUCAAGUUCCGCUGUGCGCCGGAGCUAAAGGAAAAAUUGCUGGCGACGGGCGAGCGAGAGCUGGUUGAGGCAAGCCCGUUGGAUCGCAUCUGGGGCAUCGGGUUCAGUCCCGAGAAAGCGCCGGCGUCGGAUCGGAGCUGUUGGGGUUUGAACUUGCUGGGGAAGGUGUUGAUGGAGGUUAGGACGACGUUGAGAAAGGAACAGGAGAGGGAGAGGGAAAUCGAGGACGAGAAGGACAAGAGCAAGGCUAGGAGGAGACGAGUCCAGUUGCAGGAUGAAGCGGAGCAGAAUGAAGAGGGCACGUUCAAGACACGGCGGGUGGGAGACGGGAAGGACUGA